UUUAGCAUGACGUUAUUUUCUGUCACGGCCGUCACGGCCGCACGCGGGCAUCCGCGUACGCUCCAGCAGCCUCGCGAUUGGCUUUGAAGCUCAAUGUGGCUUCCAGAGGACACUGAUGAGCCCGCGUCGGCCGCUUCAUACAAGAUGAUGCUGCAUUCGGCACAACAAUUUUGAGCAGGCAGAUAUCAUGACGAUAAUGAAAGGAGUCCUGCUGAAGUAUAUAUAUAUGGGGAGCAAGUGCUUGCUAUAUGGCGAUAUUGUACAGCUACCUCUUCCAAUCUACCAAAUAUCGAAUUAUCUGAAACUUGACUCAAUUCCAAGCAACAUCUCUCUAUUGUACUUCAAUUGUCUUGCUCAAUGCCUUCUUUUGACCCUGCUUCUCUCUCCUCUCUUUCUGGAAAAGUGUAUCUAGUUACGGGUGGCAAUGCAGGGAUUGGUUACGAGACAAUCCUCCACCUCGCACGCAAGGAUGCAAAAGUUUACAUGGGAUGCCGCUCCUCAACAAAAGGCAACGCGGCCAUUGCAUCGAUCCAUGGUCUUGUUCCUCAUGCCGACGUUCAACUCUUGAUCCUCGAUCACAUGGAUCUUACUUCAGUCGUAUCAGCUGCAAAUGAGCUCAAGACUAAAGAGAACAGACUCCACGGACUCGUGAACAACGCAGGGAUCAUGGCCGUUCCAUUUGAAACAAGCAAAGAUGGAUACGAGAGUCAAUGGCAGACCAACUACCUCGCUCAUUUCCUCCUCACCCAUCAUCUUCUCCCUCUCAUGCUAGCAACAGCCAAAGUUUCAACCCCAGGAGACGUACGUAUCGUCAAUGUCACCAGUGGUGGUCAUGCUACGUUCGCGCCGAGGGCUGGCAUUGAUUUCGAAGAUACCAACCAAACAAGGGGUGGUGUUUGGUCUCGAUACGGUCAAUCAAAACUAGCCAAUGUCUUGCACGCCAAAGAGCUAAAUCGAUUCUAUGGACCGGACGGCACCAAGAAAUCCGAGGGACAGAUAUGGACUGCCGCCGUUCAUCCAGGACACAUAUACACAGACCUUUCUAAGAACGCGCAAUUUGCUGGCCCAUUGAGUAAACCAGUUGCCGCGACUCUGAAUUGCUUAGGGGUGUUCAUCCCGGCUGACAAGGGGUCCUUCACGUCUGUGUUCUGUGCCGCGAGCCAGGACAUGAAAGCAGAUAUGUCGGGAGAGUAUUUCGUACCUUUGGGGAAAGUUGGCAAACCGAGCAAGCACGCCAACAACCCCGACAUGGCUGAGAAGUUGUGGCAGUGGACGGAAGCGGAAUUCAGCAAGAAGAAUUUCAUGUGAUACAUGUAAUCAGACUACUACUCCCCACGACAGUGAUCGUUUCUUAAGGUUGAGCACAUAAUCACAAUUGAAUGGAAGAUAUAGAAGGGCUUGUUGACUCUUGAUUCCAAGGACGUUAAGCUAGAUAGAUACCUGAAGUAGUCCUCGGUUACGGACUUCUUCCAGAUACUCUUGAUUUUCUUUACAACCAAGCCAGCCAGAUGCCAGUUUGC
Mollisia scopiformis is the source of this 1520-nucleotide messenger RNA. Its product is annotated as NAD(P)-binding protein. The record is from RefSeq and is a predicted model, not a curated record. Lineage: Eukaryota; Fungi; Ascomycota; Leotiomycetes; Helotiales; Mollisiaceae. The transcript has 2 exons. Bases 358 to 1308 code for a protein of 316 amino acids.